Messenger RNA from Erinaceus europaeus (western European hedgehog), 433 nucleotides. Its product is annotated as galectin-7-like. The record is from RefSeq and is a predicted model, not a curated record. Gene Ontology annotation, molecular function: carbohydrate binding. The transcript has 3 exons. NCBI's taxonomy places the organism in Eukaryota, Metazoa, Chordata, Mammalia, Eulipotyphla, Erinaceidae. Bases 1 to 363 code for a protein of 120 amino acids.
AUGCCCUGCCUCCCCAUCUCACCCCACAUCCUAUCUCCAACCAACAGAUUUGAAAUAAACCUGGCAACCAGCAAUUGUCCAGAUCCUGACUUAGCUCUGCAUUUCAACCCCCGUUUUGAUGAGAACAAGGUGGUCUUGAACACCAAGGAGAACGGUGUUUGGUGCAGAGAGGAAUGUAGAAAUUGUGUCCCCUUCCACCGCGGGCAGGGCUUUGAGUUGAUGAUCAUCCCAAAGCAAGAAGGCUUCCAGAUUGUGGUAGGAGACCAGGAAUAUUACCACUUCUGUUACCGGAUCCCUCUGUGUGAAGUGUGCGGGUUGGAGGUGAGAGGGAAGGUGAUGCUGGAGUCGGUGAGCAUCUUCUGAGCCCAAGAGAUGAGAGCAGGCAGGAUGGAAUCUGGUCUUGGAUGCAAAUAAAGUCUUAACUCGCAGCACA